GAUUAAUGCCAUAUAGUCUUCUGCAUGCUGUUAACUUAGUAAAUGAUCCAUUUGAAGAAUUAGAACAGUGAAGUCGAUGUAAAAUUUAAUGAGAUUAAAUUUCUUAGAAAGGAUUUGCGAAGUUAUCCUCAAUCCUCCAAGAAACAAAGAAAUAAAGAUGGUUUAAUAGAUAAAUCAAAGUCGACUUACCAAAAUAUGCAUGGAUCUAAUUCUAAUCAACAUUUUUCAACAAACCAUUCUUCUAAUAAAUUAUCUCUAGCUGCUUGGCAAAGUGAACAACAGUUAGUCACUGAUUCUGAACAUGAAGAUGUAAAUCAACAAAAUAUAUUUAGACAUGGACAAAAUAGUCAUUAUCAAAAUUCUCAGCAUCUUGAUGAAAGAGAGAGACAUUUGAUGGAAAGCCAUGCUUCAAAAUUGUAUAAAGAAGACAAUACAAAAAAAACUCCUGACACAAGUAUUGUUGUCGAAAGAUUAAUGCACUUAAGGGAUUGUAUUAAACAAGUAUCAUCUAUAAUGAGCAAUUUAGAAAAAACUGAUGAACCAGUAAGUAAUAAAAUUACUAAUAAGCUUUUAUUAGAGUUGAACAGUAAUAAAAUUUUACUAUGAUAUAUAUUACAUAGU
This is a messenger RNA of Centruroides sculpturatus (bark scorpion), 621 nucleotides long. RefSeq lists its product as uncharacterized. The transcript is spliced from 4 exons. The coding region runs from base 196 to 606 and encodes 136 amino acids. The record is from RefSeq and is a predicted model, not a curated record. Lineage: Eukaryota; Metazoa; Arthropoda; Arachnida; Scorpiones; Buthidae.